This is a messenger RNA of Brugia malayi, 1158 nucleotides long. RefSeq lists its product as uncharacterized. The record is from RefSeq and is a predicted model, not a curated record. Lineage: Eukaryota; Metazoa; Nematoda; Chromadorea; Rhabditida; Onchocercidae. The coding region runs from base 1 to 1158 and encodes 385 amino acids. The transcript has 9 exons. Gene Ontology annotation, molecular function: protein binding. Gene Ontology annotation, biological process: regulation of DNA-templated transcription.
AUGGCAUUUUGUCGUACAACAUUAAUCGAACGUCUUUUAAACAAUAAUAGCAAUCUAAAUACUAAUGCAACGUUGGGUAUUCCACGAAAUUGGAAUGAUAUUGAUUCAUUUGAACGAGAUAAUAUUAUUGAAGUUUAUCGAAAACUUCCAAAUAUUGAAGAACAAAUUUGGGGUAAAGUUAUUGUAAUGGAACGGAAUAUUCGCUCUGCAAAGGCAUAUCUACGAUCACGUGUUAUUACAAUUGACGGAAGUGAAGCUGAAUUUGAUGGUGUUCGCAUUGGUUUACAACGAUUUGACAAUUCAUAUCGUGAUGAUGGCACAAUUAGAGCAUUUGAAACUUUUGGAAAAGGUGUAAAAAUGAAAAUUGAUGAUAUUGGUAAUGUUUGGCUUAAAUGUAUCGAAGGAAGUGUAUUUGUUAGUGGAAUACUUGGAGAAAUUAUUGUUAAGAAUGAUCCAAUUAAAAUUUUUGAUUUAAAAAUUCUCAAAGAAAUUGUUUCACGUAAUAAUGAUUUUGAUGAAAUUGCACGUGAUCGAUACAGUCGAAUGGCAAUCACUUACGCACACAUUAAUAAACCAACAAAUCCACUUUCAUCAGCAUUAUGGUUUGCUGUAAUAAAUCUAACAGCGCUAGAAAUGAUUCAAAUAUUAUUUCCCAGUAAUUCAGUCUCGAAUACACCAUCACCAACAACAAGUGCUGAACAUCAUAGCAUAAAUCAUUGUGAUGGCUAUUCAGCGACCAGUAGCGCCGAUACAAAUUGCAAUGUGCGCACUGUUUCAUCAACUAGUUCAGGCUCCUCAUCUCAUUAUUCUGCAGUUAGCUCUGCUUAUUGGAAUCGACAAUUAAGAUCACGUGGUGGUGCUUACAAGAAAAUUAAUCGAGAACCAAAUGUAUAUUCAUCAUCAAGAAAUGCUACAAAUUAUGAAUCGGAAAACUUUCGAAAAGAAAAAGGUCGAAGUCUUCUGGAUUUAAGUGAUUUGGAUCGAUUACGUAAUCCAGUAUACUUCCGUAAAGAACGAGAAAAUCGUGGUGGACCAGGACAUAAACGAUUAGGUCAUUUCACACAACAAUUGUCAACCUCACCUUUGACACCGUACUACUCGUCAAAUAUAAAUUGGCGUUCACGAAGUGAAACAUCACUUUACUGUGAAAGACUUUAG